AUGUCUUGGUUCGAACCCCUGGAGCUGGCCAUCAAGCUCUACAACGAUGGCAACAACGAGGUUUGCGUUGCGCAGGUUGAAAGCAUCUUGAAUGACUCACUGCCUCCUUACCCACGCAUGCGCUGUCAUAUCCUCCUCGGCCACGCGCCUGAUAAUUGGUACGAAGCUGAGACAGCACGCUUUCGAGCCGAGAACUACCUGGCACACUGGCACCUGCACCGACCGGCUGCCGGCACUCCUGCCAGAGCUCGGAGGGAAAGGCUCGAAAAAGAGAUACGCGAUCUUCUCGAUGACCUGGAUGAAGAGUUGAGAUCAUGGAGACCUGACGACUGGUAUGAGCAUCAACUCUUUUGGACUGAGGCUGACGCACAAGACCGCAACGUCGCUAUUACUGAAGCUCUCAAGGAGUGGUACGGUGAGCAGGUCGAAGGUGAAGAUGCAGAAGAAGAAGCUGCCGAGGAGCCCGAAGGUGAAGAAGAGAAUAUUACUAAGGGCGAGGCAGAGAAGGUUGCUGAACGAGCCGAGGGUGAGUACGAGAAAGUUGCUAAACAGGUCGAAGACGAAGGGAAAGUCGCUGCCGAACAAGCUGAGGGCAAGAAGUAA
Molecule: messenger RNA, 603 nt
Organism: Aureobasidium melanogenum CBS 110374
Lineage: Eukaryota; Fungi; Ascomycota; Dothideomycetes; Dothideales; Saccotheciaceae
Exons: 3
Coding region: 1-603 (200 amino acids)
Source: RefSeq, a predicted model, not a curated record